Molecule: messenger RNA, 2437 nt
Organism: Alosa alosa (allis shad)
Lineage: Eukaryota; Metazoa; Chordata; Actinopteri; Clupeiformes; Clupeidae
Gene: otx2a
Product: orthodenticle homeobox 2a
Exons: 4
Coding region: 414-1553 (379 amino acids)
Biological process (GO): regulation of transcription by RNA polymerase II; multicellular organism development
Cellular component (GO): nucleus
Molecular function (GO): DNA-binding transcription factor activity, RNA polymerase II-specific; RNA polymerase II cis-regulatory region sequence-specific DNA binding
Source: RefSeq, a predicted model, not a curated record
UCUCCAUCCGUCAACAUUAGCCAUCAACUUUACAGAGAGUGAUAUGCGAAGAUAAUGAACUUAAUUCGUUUGCUUCCUCGCAGCACACGCCGUUUGAUUGAGUGCCACCUUUAAAUUGGAGUUAAAAGACGUCCGAGUUGAGUGAUUUCUGGAAGCCAAGACCGGGGGAAUUAAAUAGUUUCUUAAUUUCGUUGCAUGCGUUUAUGUCUUAAGAGUGCGCACGGACUUCAACAGCCUAUUGUGGAUAUUGUCAAUAACCUGGAUUGUGUCCCUCGAGACUGAAAAAAGCGAGGGGGAAAGAAAAGCGGAAUAAAAUACUGAAGCUAUACGCCGAGUGCGUUCCCCGAUACAGCCGUAGGGGGAACCGAACCUUUCCUUGAAAAACCCGGGUGAACCCCUGUUCAGCCUCUAGCAUGAUGUCAUACCUCAAGCAAGCCCCGUACGGCAUGAAUGGCCUGGGGCUCGGGGGUUCCAUGGAUCUCCUGCAUCCGUCUGUGUACCCGGCCCAUCCGCGGAAACAGCGGCGGGAGAGAACUACUUUUACGCGCACGCAACUGGACAUUUUGGAGUCUCUCUUUUCCAAAACGCGUUACCCAGACAUCUUCAUGAGGGAGGAGGUGGCGCUGAAAAUUAAUUUACCGGAGUCACGAGUACAGGUGUGGUUCAAAAACCGGAGGGCCAAGUGUCGCCAGCAGCAGCAGACUGGAACCAACUCCAAGAUCCGGCCGGCCAAGAAGAAGCCCUCACCGUCCAGGGAGAGCCCGGGCUCAGAGAGCAGCGGUCAGUUCACCCCUCCGGCCGUCUCCAGCGCCGGCUCCUCUUCCUCCUCCUCCUCCUCUUCCUCUGGCUCUCACCCGUCUGGCCUGGGCGGCGUGGGUUUGGGCGGUGGCGGCGGCGUGUCCUCAGUGACCUCAGGUGCCACCCCGGUGUCGGCCAUCUGGAGCCCGGCGCCCAUCUCGCCGCUCCCUGCGCCACCCUCCGUGCCGGACGCCGCGCCACCGACCAGCGCGUCCUGCAUGCAGCGGCCUGUGUCCAGCUCGGGCUCCUCUAGCGGAGGGGGGACCCCUGCCUACCCGGUGUCCUACAGCCAGACCCCCGCCUACAGCCAGGGCUACUCUGCUGCGGCGGCCGCUGCUGCCGCCUCUGGGUCCUACUUUGGGGGCAUGGACCCCAGCUCAUACCUGGCCCCCAUGCACUCCCACCACCACCCACACACGGCUCACCACCCCCACCACGCCAGCACGCACCCCCAGUUGGGCUCUAUGUCCAGCUCCGGCAUGUCCAGCCACCAUCCGCACCACCACAUAGGGCAGAGCACCAGCCACCCCCACCACGCGCAUCACGCGCACCACGCGCAUCACCAUCAGGGCUAUGGCGCCAGCGGCCUCGGAUUCGGCUCCACAGACUGUUUGGACUAUAAGGAGCAGACGACAACGGCCGCUGCCGCCGCCGCUGCCGCGGCCGCCGCGUCCUCAUGGAAACUGAACUUCAGCGCGCCCGCGGACUGCUUGGACUACAAGGACCAAGCCGCGUGGAGAUUUCAGGUGCUGUGAGGAGAUGUGGAGGACUUGCGGAACGUCGACGGGACAGAACGUCGUUUGUUAUGAGUGACAGAGAGAGAGAGAGAGAGAGAGAGAGAGAGGAGAGGGAAGAAGAGGACGACGACGAAGGAGUAGAAGAAAUACAAGGAGAAAACUGUUUAUGGUGUUCGUUCACUAAAGUAUUAUGCUAGAAAGAAGUAACCCGUAUCCGGAUCGCACCGCUCUCUUUCCCUCUUUAUUUUAUUUUCAAAUCGGAAACUUUAAAUAACAAAAUGUGAAAAAAGUUUAAUUCAUUCUUCAAACGGCCAGUUCCUGUAAGACACAAAGACCCCGAAAUAUCCUUAAAAUACAGGCUACAGGCAAAACAUUUCAAUGGAUUAUUUCGAACGGAGGCCAAUGAAUGAAAACCAACACGGAAUAUACCAGUAACCUAUCAGUAAAUUCAAACACUUUUUAAAGGAAACGAAGAAAAAAAUCGAAUAUUAUGUGUUUCUCCGUCCUCCGUGUUUAUGUGACUCAUCAAUUAGACGAGGAGUUUUCUUGCCCAUGGCCAUUUUUAAUCUCUUAAAUCAAUAACUCAAGAUGCUGCAGGUGUUCGUAUGUAGGCCUUGUGUAAUGAAAUUUAAGUUAUGUCAGCUUCCACUUAAAAAGAACUCCGAACAUCCAACCCGAUGUGGUAACUGUUUUCAUUCCUGGGACUAAGUUUAAAAAAAUCGCAGCACUUGAGGUUCUUGUCAAUGAAGUGAAUGGUUCCGUCUUCUGUCUGCGAGAGGAUAAUGUGAAUAUGAGAUGCAAUGAGAUCUACCCUGUAAAAUGUUUAAGUGUUUGAGGCGGACGCCUUGGCAUUCAUAUUUGUUUUGUUUUUUUGUUUUUUAAUAAAAUAUGGUGAAAGUUGU